GGUGCCAAGGGAACACACAAGGGCACGUACGCGAAGCGCGUCGCGAAGCUGCUACAAGCGCCGCACGUCGUCGCCGGCGAACUGAUCCGACGCGAGAUUGCGGCGCGAACGCCCUUGGGUGUGCAGUUCGAGGCCACAAUCGCGGCCGGUUAUCUCCUCCCUGAUGACACGGCCUUCCGUAUGGUCGGUGCGCGGCUGGCGGCGCCGGACGUUGCGGAGGCGGGUGCAGUGCUCGACGGCUACCCGCGCACUGUCGAUCAGGCGCGCAGGCUGGACGAGGUGGCUGAUGUGGGCCUAGUCGUGAACCUCGCGAUGCGCGAGGACGCCCUCGUCGCCAAGCUGCUCGGCCGGUGCGCCUGCAGCAACUGCGGCCGCGGGUACAACUCCGCCACCGUCCACCUCUUGGCCGACUGCGCGCGCGGGCUGCCGACGGUGUCGCUGCGGCCGCUGCUGCCUCCUCGCGGCCGGUGCGAGGAGUGCGGCUGCGUGAGGAUGGAGCGCCGCGCUGACGACACGGCCGCAACCAUCAGCAACCGGCUGCGCGAGUACCAUAAGACGUGCUCGCCAGUCGAGGAGCACUACAGGGAACUCGAGGCGGCAGCACUAGGCGGCGGCGACGGCAGAGGCGGCAGAGGCGGAGGGCCGCCGUUGCGCGUCGUCGACUUCGAGAUUACGGCGGGCAUCCCAGAGACGCUGCCGAACCUGGCGCGCGCAAUGCUAGCCACCGGAGCGGUCAACGUCGGGGAUGGAAGCGAGGCGCUUCGCGGCGUGCGAUAG
This is a messenger RNA of Emiliania huxleyi CCMP1516, 777 nucleotides long. RefSeq names its product adenylate kinase. Gene Ontology annotation, cellular component: mitochondrion; cytoplasm. Gene Ontology annotation, biological process: nucleobase-containing compound metabolic process. The transcript has a single exon. The annotation marks the transcript as partial. The record is from RefSeq and is a predicted model, not a curated record. Gene Ontology annotation, molecular function: ATP binding; AMP kinase activity. Lineage: Eukaryota; Haptophyta; Isochrysidales; Noelaerhabdaceae.